This is a messenger RNA of Theileria parva strain Muguga, 2485 nucleotides long. It is a transcript of the gene ANGEL2, whose product is annotated as Endonuclease/Exonuclease/phosphatase family protein. The record is from RefSeq and is a predicted model, not a curated record. Gene Ontology annotation, molecular function: 3'-5'-RNA exonuclease activity. NCBI's taxonomy places the organism in Eukaryota, Apicomplexa, Aconoidasida, Piroplasmida, Theileriidae. The transcript is spliced from 2 exons. The coding region runs from base 368 to 2464 and encodes 698 amino acids.
UUCACAUCGACCGCUAUAUUAUAUUAAUUCCGCUUUAUCACUCAAUGUGUAGCUGAAUUCCGCUGAUUCAGACACCAAAUUGUUGCUCCCAAACACCAGCUUCCUUAACACAAAUCCGCCGUUGCCACCCCUCUUGAGCAGGUGAUUCUACCUUUUAGCUCAAAAUUGGCCAUUUUUGAACUUUUAUAAUUUUUGCCCAAAAAAUUUGACACUCGACAACCACUCUGUUGCUGCAGUUAACUUCUUUUAACUCACUUUAUUUUUUCGCUUUUCCCCCGUAAUUAAGGACUUAAAGAUUAAUUUUCUGUAUAAUAACUGCAAGCAAGAUGAUGGUGUCGAUUCCGCCAGAUUUCAGUAAUUUCGAUAAAUGAUUUUGUCAUCGCAAAUCACCUCUAAACUAAUUAAUAGGCGAAUUUUUUGCAAUUCAAACUCUUUUUCAAAUUUUUACACCAAUUCCGCUACCUAUCGUAGUAUAUCCAAUAAUAAAAUUGAUGGUUUAUCCAAUAGUAAAAUUGAUAAUAAUGAUAUAAAUUAUAGCAUCAGAUUGAAUAAAAUGUUGUCAAAAGUGGUAAAUCAGCGCAAUUUAAUGACGCAGGCAUGUGUUUUACACAGCGUUAAGUCAUCAAUUUCCUCAACUCUUCUCUCAAAUUCUUCACUCAACACUCAAGAUGAGGGUGCUAACGGCACUGAAAACUUUGAGAACGAAGAUAAAGAUGACGUUGAUGAACGAUUGCCAAGGCUUUGGCAUUAUUUAACGCAACCUCAACCCAUUCCCUCAACUGCUGUUAAUAAUAAUAAUGUGAGUGAUAAAAGUGUUAAAAAUGUUAAUAGUAAUGAGAAUUUGAGUUUCAGAGUGAUGAGCUUUAAUGCCUUAGCUCAGAGUUUGGUGGAUGACAAGUAUGUGCAAAAUGACAAGAGGACGAUGAGUUGGGACCAUCGUAGAGAGGAGAUUUUGAGAGAGAUUUCGCAGUCGAAUUCUGACAUUUUGUGUUUGCAGGAAAUUGACGAACGUGACUACCUUGAGUUUUUCAAGCCGAAAACUGAAGCUUUAGGCUACAAUUCAGUCUACAAGCGUAAACUCCAGAACAAACUUGACGGGAUUUUAACCUUGUUUAGGAGCCAGAGAUACAAGCUUUUACUCAAAAACGAGCUUGAAUUCUCUUCACAGAGACCUGACUUCAAUAAACCUCAGGUUGCAAUAGUUCUAGCUCUAGUUGAUCUACACUCUACUACUUCAGUUGGUGCUAAUACUAGUGGCCCAGUAGUAAAGGGGAAUAUGGAAAAUGAUUGUGUAGAAAAUCCGGAAACAUCUGAUAAUACUAGUACUAAAAAAGUUAAUGAGAUUAGUGAAUCAGAUGUGUUGUUGGUAACGAAUACGCAUUUGAUAUUCAACAAGAGUAGAGGUGACAUUAAAUUGUACCAACUGUGUAACUUGGUUAAGGGCAUUCAAAAGACUAUUGAGUUCUUAAAUUCAUCUCAAACUGAGAAUAAGUUUGGUGAACCACUGGAACAAACCUUUAGUUUAGGUGUAAAAUCAACAAUUUCAACCACUCAGGACUAUAAAGAUUGGGUAUCCAGUCGUCUUAGAAAUACAGAACCUUCCGUGGUUAUCUGCGGUGACUUUAACAUAACACCUCAAAGUCUGAUUUACAACUUAAUUUUCAAGGGGUUUGCACCUCUGAGGAAUAGUAACCCUAGACUACUCUCUGGUCAAUAUCUAAUGUUCGACAACACUUACCUAACUGCCUCAACAGGACAUAACGAGUCUGGUGAAACUCUGGGUAAUGCUAAGCAUUACAUUUCAGAUAUUUACUCCACUAGUAACACUAGUAAGAAUGUGGAUAGUCCUAACACCGAUAACACUGUUACUGGCAGUGCUGAUAAAACUGUGGAGAGUAGCUCUGUGGAAAAUUCAGUCACUAGUAAAGAUUCCAAUGCCGUGGAAACGCCUAAGACCAAUACCAGUGGUAAUAUGGAUGACAUAGUUGAGAAUACCAAUAAUUGGUAUGAAGAGAUUGGAAUAGAUGAGGAGUUUAAAGUAAGGCCAGAUCACGUAAGUUUGGAAGCUGAGGAAGAUUUCGUUAAUCUCAUACAAUCCAAAUCUGCUGAUUUAUCACAAGAAUUUGCCAACAAACUUUCAUUAAAUUCUCUUAACACUAGUAGUGUAAAUAGUGUUAGCAACGACAACAUUGGUAGUGGAGAUAUGGUUUAUUGUCCAUUGAAGUUAUCGAGUGCUUAUGCAAUGGGCGACAGUUUUAACUCUGAGCCAGCGUUUACUGCUUUUCACGGGUGGCAGCGGGGGUGUGUUGAUUACAUCUGUUAUGACCCGAGCCUUGUUCAGUUGGAAGCGAUUUACGAAAUGCCACACUAUUCACAUGUUAGACGAAAUGGUGACUUACCACACAAGAAAUGGCCUGCAUCGGACCACUUUAGCCUAAUAUCACAGUUCAAGCGCAUCAAAUAGUUUAAUCUAAUACACAUCUGA